Wasmannia auropunctata (little fire ant) is the source of this 747-nucleotide messenger RNA. It is a transcript of the gene ND-13B, whose product is annotated as NADH dehydrogenase [ubiquinone] 1 alpha subcomplex subunit 5. The coding region runs from base 93 to 449 and encodes 118 amino acids. The transcript is spliced from 3 exons. The record is from RefSeq and is a predicted model, not a curated record. NCBI's taxonomy places the organism in Eukaryota, Metazoa, Arthropoda, Insecta, Hymenoptera, Formicidae. Gene Ontology annotation, biological process: respiratory electron transport chain.
ACAUGCAUGACAAUAAAUUUUGAGGUUAGAAAACUGAUGGAGUGAAGGGAGAUCUCUAACAUAAUCGAGUGUUAGGUAAUACCGCCCUGACCAUGGCAGGUGUGCUCAAAAAGUCUACGAAUUUGAAAGGACUAGCCGUGUGCAAGAAUCCUCACAUGGAAUUAAUACCGCUGUACAAUAGACUUCUGAGAGUGCUGGGCCAGUUCCCGAAGGAUUACACUUAUCGGAAGGAAACGGAGGGGGUUAUCAAGAGCAGACUGACGAUCGUGCAAAAGACUGAAAGCGUGCAAGCUAUAGAAGACAAGGUGGGCUGCGGACAGGUGGAGGAGCUUAUAAUACAGGCAAAGAACGAGUUGUCGCUGGCGGAGAAGAUGUUGGUCUGGAAACCAUGGGAGAAAUUAAUGCAGGAAGCACCGUCCAACCAGUGGACGUGGCCGCCACAUAAAUAAUCCUGAUUUAUAGUUCUUGUAAAUAGCAUACAACUAAGUGCGCGUGACUCGACAGCGCGUUAUAUACUCAAGCUCGCAAUAUAUUAAUGUGACAUAUUGUUAUUUAAUGAAUAUUCCUUCUGGUAAAUAUUCACUCCAGUUCUUUCUCACAAGUUUUUUUUUUCAGCAAAAGCUGUGGAAAGUCAUUUAAAGAUGUUGUAGAGGACGAGACGGGGAGAUAGAUAAAUCCUUGAAAUUUUCUUAUCCUGAAUCGUGACAGAUAUAUUUUCUAAUGGUAUUAAAUGUUUCACAAUUUUAA